This is a messenger RNA of Trichoderma gamsii, 1767 nucleotides long. RefSeq lists its product as hypothetical. The coding region runs from base 1 to 1767 and encodes 588 amino acids. The record is from RefSeq and is a predicted model, not a curated record. The transcript has 2 exons. Lineage: Eukaryota; Fungi; Ascomycota; Sordariomycetes; Hypocreales; Hypocreaceae.
AUGUUUCCAUACGGAGCCGCGCCUGAGGAGUCUACCGUGCGCCCAUUGGCGGAUGAGGACCAACAGUUACUCCUCGGGCUUGUUCACAAGUAUGGAGCUUCAAGUGUUUUGUAUGCCUUGACCGGCUAUGGAGAACCAUCUCGUGCGUCUGCGUUCUCUGCAAAUACACUUAUGAGCAGCGCGAGCGCGUCUUCAAUAGCCUGGACUAACUCAGAGGCGGCCUCACAAUGCCGAUCAGAUGAAGCCUCCAUUCACACUUCAUAUACUUGGCCCGAUGUUCAGAACGACAUUCAACCAGUGCAUGAUGCAGAGGCUAACAAAGGGACUGAGCGAUCAUGGCUCGACUCGCCUGUGGCAGUUCCGUCUCCGAUGAUUCAGCCCCACGACGUUACAUCACACCCAUCUCCGCGAUUAGUGACACCAACCUCCAAAAAGUACCAGUGUCCCAUGUGUUAUUUGGAUAACAGCCCCGUCGGAUUUGGCCGAAAGAGCGACUUCAAGAAGCACCUCCACAACUUCCAUGGAGCCGACGUUGUCUGGAUUUGCCGAACCAAAGGAUGCCAUCUAUCCUUCUCAACUGAGCGUGCUUAUGGUACUCACGCCAAAGAAGCUCACAGAAUGAAGGCUCUGCCCAACAGCGCUGCUCGCACGGAAAUGUGCCCGCAACUUGUCUUCGCCUGUGGCUUUGGCAGCUGUCGCGACCGGUUAUUCGAAGCCCAUAACGCGGAAGACGCCUCGGCAACACGCGACAAGCAUUUCGAACAUAUUGCCAAGCACUUUGAAGAUGGAUUCGAUGUUGCCAAUUGGGAAUACCGAGUCCAGGUGCAAAAUUUGAUGCGCCAGAAGCAAGUGAAGCAGGUUUGGAAGACAUGCGUAUGGCCCAAGGAAAAACGACAGCAGCUCCACUGGCGAGCCAGAUCUUCUGGCGACUUGAAGCGCAUACUCGAGUGUCGCCACUUGGGGACCAAUAUCUCCAGCUUGGUCAGACUGGCUUUCAUCCUCGGCACUCCCCCGUUCACAACUAACACUACUCCACCGCCGAACGAGAUCGAUGCCUACUUUCAACUUCCGUACAGGAGCCAAUGCUUACUAGAGACAUCCGGGCACUCGACCUUGCCAAGCACCGCUUCAAAACUUGAAGAGGACUCGCCUACGCUCAGCGUCCCCAAGAGCCGCUCAGGCAUCUCGAGUAUUCCUCAAACUAUGCUCAAGCUCUCUACCCGCUCACUGAAACGGGGUACGCGACCCUCAACGCCUGCAAGUGUUAUGAGCAAUGGCGGCGAUACAAUCAUGGGUGACGACCUAGCGGCUGGCCCGCACCCUGGAACUCCGUUCCCUAUCCCCAACGAGACUGUGUGGCCGGCGGACGCUCCCAAGUUUGCUCCGGAUAUCCCGACCUCCAUGCCAAAGCAGGCCGAUACACCGCUCUUUGAUCCUCAGCAGCUACAGCACCCGCAGCACCCGCAGCAGCAGCUGAUGUAUACCAUGCCGCCGCAGGAUCCUUCACAGCAAGCAUGGAUGGCCAUGGACCAGCAUAUUCCGGCGUUUCAAACACAACAUCAGAUUUUCCCAGAGCAACCAGAAAUGAUGAAUGGACUGUACGACUAUUCGAUGAACACGAGCCAAGCUUCUACCAUGCGGCCAGCAACACCAACACCUCAUAAACGACCAGCAUCGUGGAGCCGAAUGAUCAGCAUGGAGAACCUGCGACCAGCCAAGAAAUCGACACCUGAUACACCACCGCCUGGUAUGAUAAUGGGCAUGUGA